This is a messenger RNA of Mucor velutinosus, 1407 nucleotides long. RefSeq names its product Transcription initiation protein spt3 (gene SPT3). Gene Ontology annotation, biological process: signal transduction. Gene Ontology annotation, cellular component: nucleus; nucleotide-activated protein kinase complex; cytoplasm. Lineage: Eukaryota; Fungi; Mucoromycota; Mucoromycetes; Mucorales; Mucoraceae. The record is from RefSeq and is a predicted model, not a curated record. Bases 1 to 1407 code for a protein of 468 amino acids. Gene Ontology annotation, molecular function: protein kinase binding. The transcript has 4 exons.
AUGGGUAAUACGAACUCGACAGAAGGAAAUAACGUGGUUGCUUCAUAUCAACAACAGAAAGAACAGCAAGCACAAGGACAAGGCAAUACAAAGCAAGAUCAACCACCACAAAGAGAGAGACGAGCAAGCAGUAGUAGUACAACUUCCAACAACCCAAAGCCGACCUCUAAUUCCACAUCGACAUCAUCCUCCACAACCUCUAUCACAAAGCAGCCGCAGUCAUUUGAGUUUUCAGUGACAGAGCCUAUUCAUACAGUAUCAGAGCCUGAGCCAAUACCACCCACUACGCAUCAUUGGUCUCCCAAAGAACCAUCUAUUCAAGAGGAUAUCGAUACAAUGAAAGAGGGAGACAAAGAGCCUGAAGAAGUAGCCAAUACACCUUCAAAAGCUGUGCCAGUGUCUAAUACCAAAUCAGGCUGGGUAUCCAGUACUGGGGCAGCCAGUCCUUGGUACGGAUCCUUAUCAUCCUCCACCUCGUCCUCACAUCACCGUGCAUCCAUCAGUGGUCCUUAUUAUCGUACACGCGGCAUGAGUGUCACACGUGACUCUGAAAACGAUGAAGAUUUGACAAAUAUCAUUACAUCGACAAGCUCAAACACGGCAGCAAACAGCAUUAGCAAUACUCAACAAACGUCGCCAACAAACAGCACACAAGCAGCAUCAAAUGCCUCAACAGCAACAGCUGCAGCUACAAAAACAACAACACCGACAACAAAUCAGGGUGUACCAACGAUCAUUACAUGGACACAGGGUGGUAACAAUGUCUAUAUAACCGGAACGUUUAAUGGCUGGAAACACAAGAUCAAAUUGGUAAAAAGCACGCAUGACUUCAGUGCAGUAUUGGACUUACCACCUGGCACUCACCGCCUCAAGUUUAUUGUGGACGAUGAAUGGAAAUGCUCGAACGAUAUGGAAACAGCAACGGAUCCUGAUGGAAACCUAGUCAACUACUUGCAAGUGUUGGACGAAGACGAUGAAGAGAACAAUGACGAAUUUGGAGAUAACGAUUUAUCGACCGUAUCGUCAUCAGGGUCCCUAUCAAUGGUCGAGAACAAGAAAUACUCCAACGUGAUUCCCCCUGAAUUAUUGCAAUUGGCAUCUGUCAUGUCAAACAACGACCAAAAGGACGACGAGGAACUACAGCAGCAGAGAAAAACUCUGUUGGAAUGGGAAAAGAAGCAACCGCAGCCACCUGGAUUGCCGCCUCAUCUAGAGAAAGUUUUGCUGAACUCACAUACUGUCAGUGAGGAAGACAAUUCAGUUUUGCACGAGCCCAACCAUGUUACCCUCAACCACUUGUACGCUUGCUCCAUCAAAGACAAUGUUAUGGCAUUAGCAACAACAUCGAGAUAUCGUAAAAAGUAUGUAACUACCAUGUAUUAUCGCCCUGUAUCUCCCAAGAACUAA